Molecule: messenger RNA, 1329 nt
Organism: Brassica oleracea var. oleracea
Lineage: Eukaryota; Viridiplantae; Streptophyta; Magnoliopsida; Brassicales; Brassicaceae
Product: acyl-CoA--sterol O-acyltransferase 1-like
Exons: 1
Coding region: 135-1175 (346 amino acids)
Biological process (GO): lipid metabolic process
Source: RefSeq, a predicted model, not a curated record
CCAUGGAGACAAUACUAGGGAACCCGUAUAAUAUCAAGAAACGUGGUUCUGGUCGUUUCAGUGACACGUUUCUCCCUUUUAAAGUUCUCUCCUGAUUUUAACAAGAGAAGAGAGUCCCGAUUCUGAAAGAAGAGAUGGUGGGGGCGUUGAGCCAUGAAGCGAAGCGGUUGACUGAGGCGUGGGGUUCGGUGAUGGUGUCCUUGUGUUACUGUUUCUGUGUUGGAAAAUUGGUUGACAAGGGAGUCAAAAGGCUGAUUCUGAUGGCUCCAGUGAUGAUCCUUUUCUUUUUGGUUCCGCUCCAUCUAACCACUGUGCAUAUGAUCGGGACCACUGGUUUCUUCAUCUCUUGGCUCGCCAACUUCAAGCUCUAUCUAUUUGCAUUUCGAAACGGUCCUCUCUCCUCACCCACUCUCUCUCUCCCUAUCUUCCUCCUCGUCUCCUGCUUCCCCAUCAAGCUUCAGCAGCUUGGUAAUGAAUCUAAGCCAAAGCGGCACAGCGUGAGAGAAGGUUCUUUGUUUUAUCUAGUGAAGGCACUUCCUUUGCUUCUAGUCAUCCAAUCAUUCCGUUACACCCACCUCCUCCCCAACAAAGCCGUGCUUUUGCUCUAUGGUUUCAACAUGUAUUUCUCCCUCGACCUCAUGUUAGCGGUCACCGCAUCCCUGGUACGAGCCGCAUCCAGCCUUGAGCUGGAGCCUCAGUUCAACGAGCCAUACCUCGCCACAUCGCUUCAGGAUUUCUGGGGCAAACGAUGGAAUCUGAUGGUCAGUGAGAUCUUGCGCCCGACCGUCUACGAGCCGGUGCUAAGGUUGUCGGUGCUCCCCAGGAAAUGGGCAUCCGCUCCUGCGGCGUUGGCCACGUUCGUGGUUUCGGGGAUAAUGCACGAGCUCAUAUUCUUCUACUUGGGGAGGUUGCGGCCGUCGUGGGGGCUGAUGUCUUUCUUCCUCCUGCAUGGAGUCUGCAUCAUGGCUGAGAUCGCCCUCAAGAAGGCCAUCAGAAGAAGAUGGAGUCUUCCAACACCAGUGGCUCGGACUCUGACAAUAUUAUUCGUCUUCGCCACUGGGAUCUUCUUGUUCUUCCCGGAAUUUCAGAGGUGCAAGAUCGACCAAAAGGCCUUCGCUGAGUACGCAGCGGUAGGUACGUUUCUCAAGAAAAGCGUUCUAGGAUACUCACGUUAGACACCUCUUUACUUCACUAUUAUUCAUCCAUAGAUGCAUGCUGUUUUUUAAAUGAUGUCAAAUUUUAUGUUUCAAAUUUGACCAAAGCGUAAACAUUAAUAAUUGUAACAAUAAAGUAUAUAGCAAAUUCGUAGAAAGAAAAAGAGACAUAAUA